AUGUUCGAAGCAAAGUUAAUUCAAGCCAGUUUGUUAAAAAAGAUUCUUGAACCAAUCAAGGAUCUCGUAGAGUCUGCCAACUUUGAUUGUAGUCCAUCGGGUAUCUCCUUACAAGCAAUGGACUCUGCACACGUCACCCUCAUCAACUUGUUGUUGCGUACCGACGGUUUUGAAACAUACAACUGUGAACGUUCACUCUCUUUGGGUCUCUCGAUCAACGCUCUCUCCAAGGCAUUGAAGUGCGCCGGUAACGACGACACCCUCACCAUGAAGGCACGUGACGAACCAGAUACCCUUUCCUUAUAUUUCGAAUCACCAAAGAAUGACAGAGUUUGUGAUUUCGAAAUUAAAUUGUUGGAUUUGGGUAAUGAUCAAUACACUAUCCGUGACACAGAGUAUGCUGCCGUCAUUAAGAUGCCAUCAUCAGAGUUACAGAGAAUCUGCAGAGAUCUCUCCACUCUUGGUGAAGUCGUUACUAUCUGUGCCAACAAGGAGGGUGUCAAGUUCUCGACUAGCGGUGACGUCGGUAGUUUCAAUAUCACUGUUAGACCAACCACCGAUUCCUCUGCCAAAUCGGAAGACUCUAUCACCAUCGAAUCCAAAGAGCCAAUCACCCUCAACUUUUCACUCAAGUUCCUCACCCACUUUACCAAGGCCACCCCAUUGUCACCAACCGUCAAGAUCAAGAUGACCGACAGCGCUCCAGUAGUCGUCGAGUACAACAUUGAAGAUUUGGGUUACUUGAGUUUCUUCUUGGCUCCAAAGUUAGAGUAA
This is a messenger RNA of Heterostelium album PN500, 774 nucleotides long. It is a transcript of the gene pcna, whose product is annotated as proliferating cell nuclear antigen. Gene Ontology annotation, cellular component: PCNA complex. The record is from RefSeq and is a predicted model, not a curated record. Gene Ontology annotation, molecular function: DNA polymerase processivity factor activity; DNA binding. The coding region runs from base 1 to 774 and encodes 257 amino acids. The transcript is spliced from 2 exons. Lineage: Eukaryota; Evosea; Eumycetozoa; Acytosteliales; Acytosteliaceae. Gene Ontology annotation, biological process: mismatch repair; regulation of DNA replication; translesion synthesis.